AUGAACAUAUAUGAUACUAUAUCAGUAAGCAAUCAGAAGAUGAGUUCAUCCAUUUUCUCUUACAAGCAUCUACGAGGUCCAGACCACGAGCUAGACCUUAAGUUGAGAGCCCCAGUUCCUGGGACCAGCUGCCACGUAUGUCAUCAGCAAAUUACUAGCGGGUAUUACACCUGCCGAGACAGUGGCUGUGGAUUUGUAGCGCACCGCCAGUGCGCUCCCUGCUGGCCUAGAUAUGCCGGCCACCCCCAGCAUCCACUUUGCUGGUUGAAGUUGGUGCAGCCACCGGACGACACCCAUUGUUUGGCAUGUCGGAGCGUCUGUUCCACGUGGAGGUAUAGGUGCAUGCGCUGCCAGGUUGAUGUACACCGUCCUUGUAUUUUAAAAUCAGAUGGUGAGCCACGUCGGCCUCCUCUUCCUCAGCCUGCUAAUGAUAUUCUACCUAGAAUAUACCAGUAA
Messenger RNA from Mercurialis annua (annual mercury), 456 nucleotides. Its product is annotated as protein VACUOLELESS GAMETOPHYTES-like. The record is from RefSeq and is a predicted model, not a curated record. The transcript has a single exon. Bases 1 to 456 code for a protein of 151 amino acids. NCBI's taxonomy places the organism in Eukaryota, Viridiplantae, Streptophyta, Magnoliopsida, Malpighiales, Euphorbiaceae.